AUGUCAUCUGUUGAGGAUGUUAUCCUUAUUUGUAACACAUCUGGAACUGGAUAUACACAAUUGUCAUGUGGCAUGACGCCUACACAAACAUCUGAUCCAGGUUCCUCUGUUGCUGAAGCUAAGUUGACACAAGAAGUUGAACAGCGUUUAAUAGAUAAACGCUCCAAAAGACAACGACAACGACAGAAUGUGUAUGAAAGUAAUUCUCAAAUGGUGAAUAACAGAAUGGCAGCAAUUAAUGGUAGUGCUGAAUUAGAUGAUGCUAUUGUAAGCAAUCUACUUACAAUGUUAGAUCAUUGCAAUGUGUUGGUUCAAAGUUUUCGUAUGGUGAGAGACCGAGUCAAGGAAAAUGAGUUAUUGGCAGUACAAUUGAUCAUUAAAUCAUCACGCAGCGGUGAUGGAAGAUUGCAGAAUAUGCCAACUGUGUCAGAGAUAGCUGGUUUAAUUGUGGGAAACAUUGAUGAAACAAUAGCAGUGCGGGAUAUUAUUGUUUAUGACCGCAAAAUGGGGUUGUCUAGAAUUAGUGAUCUUCACCCAAGUUUUAUGGCCAUGCAAUAUCCUUUACUAUUCCCGUAUGGUGAAGAUGGAUUUCGACUUGGCGUUCCAUUGGAAGGAGAGUCCAAAAAUUCAAACAAGAAGAGAAAAGAUGUAACAAUGAUGGAAUAUGCUGCAUUUAGGAUCCAACAAAGGUGUGAUGAAGGCCAUACAUUGAUUCUUUCAGGCAAACUAUUUCAGACUUACAUUGUAGAUAUGUUUACAUGUAUUGAAGAAGAUAGAUUGCUUUGGGUCAGACUAAAUCAAACAAAACUUAGAGCGGAGCUAUAUUGUGGCAUUAAAGAUGCAAUAUUCAGAGGUGAUACAGAUGGAGCACAAGUUGGGAAGAGAAUUAUCUUGCCUUCAUCGUUUACUGGAGGUAGUCGAUAUAUGACUCAAAAUUAUCAAGAUGCAAUUGCUUUGUGUCGUGUUUUAGGAAAUCCGGAUUUGUUCAUCACAAUUACUUCAAAUCCAAAAUGGCAAGAGAUUAAAUAUGCACUGGACGAGUUAGGGGGGCAAAGACCAGAUGAAAGACCAGAUAUAGUUGCAAGGGUUUUUAAAAUAAAGCUUGAUCUAUUGAUGGAAGACCUGCAAGCUGGUCAAUAUUUUGGGAAUAGCAUUGCUGCCGUAUACACUAUUGAAUUUCAGAAAAGGGGAUUGCCACAUGCACAUAUCUUGCUAUGGUUGGAUCCUAAUAGUAAAUAUCCAGAUUCUGAUGCUAUUAAUAAGAUAAUCAGCGCUGAGAUUCCCGAUAGAGAAACAGAUCCAGUAGGAUAUGCAGCAGUUGGACAAUAUAUGAUGCACGGUCCAUGUGGCAUAUUUAAUACAAGCUCCCCAUGUAUGAGAAAGGGAAAUUGCUCAAAACACUUUCCAAAGAAGUAUGUCAAUGAGACUGUAAUUGAUGAGUCAGGUUUUGCUGUAUACCGACGAAGGAAUGAUAAUAAUAGAUGGGUAGAUAAAAAUGGUACAAAGUUGGACAAUGCUUAUGUCGUACCUUAUAAUCGGAAUCUUAUUGUUAAAUAUCAAUCGCACAUUAAUGUCGAAUGGUGUAACCGAGGUAGGUCAAUAAAAUAUCUCUUUAAGUAUAUAACUAAGGGGCCUGAUCAUGCUUCCAUAUCUCUACGAUCACAUAAAUCAAGUUCAAGCGGUUCAAAUAACCAUGAAAAGACAGAUGAGAUACAAUAUUAUUUAGAUUGUCGAUACAUCUCAGCUCCGGAAGCAAUUUGGAGAAUCUACGGAUUUUAUAUACAUUACAGAAUUCCUACUGUGGAGAGGCUCCCAUUUCACCUUCCUGAUCAACAGUCAAUGAUUUUCAAAGACUCAGAUGAUCUUAAUGAAAUUAUUGAUAAUAUUCAUGCAAAGAAAUCGAAAUUUAUUAGCUGGAUGGAAGCAAACAAGUUGUAUGAUGAAAGUAAAACACUCACAUACUCAGAAUUUCCUUCACAUUUUGUUUGGUUAGCUAAUGAGAAACGAUGGAAAAUCAGGGAAAAAGGUCGUAGUAUUGGCAGGGUUGUUUAUUCUCAUCCAACUGCAGGUGAGAGAUUUUAUCUCAGGUUGCUUCUUAAUGUUGUAAAAGGACCUACAUCCUUUGAUGACAUUAAAACUAAAGAUGGAAUAGUUUAUCCAACAUUCAAAGAAGCAUGUCAAGCUUGGCGAUUAUUGAAUAAUGACCAAGAAUGGCAAUAUGUUUUGGAUGAGGCUUCUUAUGUUGCUUCUGGAAAACAAUUUAGGCAAUUGUUUGCCAAAUUAUUAUUGUUUUGUGAAGUUGUGAAUCCACAAAUAUUAUGGGAAAAUAACUGGAAGUAUAUGGCUGAAGGUAUAUUGGAAGAUCAGAGAAAUAUUCUUGACAUGCCUACCUUAACAAUGUCAGAACAGGAACUUCAAAGUUAUACUUUAGCUGAAAUUCAGUAUUUAUUGCUUGAAAAUGGAAGAAGCUUAAAAAAUUUCAAAGGGAUGCCUUUACCAGAUCUACAAAUAAUGCAGCAAUGCAAGCACAAGAUUAUUAGUGAAGAAUUAAAUUUUAUCAGGGGUGAGUUAAGAUGUGAAAAUGAGAAGUUUAUUCAAGGAAUGAACACUGAUCAAAAAGUUAUAUAUGACACUAUACUUGGGUCUGUAUAUAAAGAACAGGGAGGAUUAUUUUUCAUAUAUGGGCAUGGAGGAACUGGAAAAACUUAUCUUUGGAAAUCAAUUAUUUCUAAAUUACGAUCAGAAGGAAAAAUUGUAUUGCCAGUUGCUUCAUCAGGAAUAGCAUCAAUAUUACUUCCUAAAGGCAGGACAGCACAUUCUAGAUUUAAUAUUCCCAUCAUUCUAAAAAAUAAUUCGACUUGUGGAAUCAAAAUAGGUAGUCCUGAAGCUGAAUUAAUCAAGAUGACAAGUCUUAUAAUCUGGGAUGAGGCUCCAAUGGUCCACAAACAUGCUUUUGAAGCUGUCGAUAGAACAUUCAAAGAUAUAUUAGGAGCAGAAUGUUCUGAAAAUGUAAACAAACCUUUCGGUGGAAAGACAUUUGUGCUUGGGGGCGACUUCAGACAAAUACUUCCGGUUAUUCCAAAAGGAUCUAAACAUGAUAUCUUACAUGCUUCUAUCAGUUGUUCAUAUUUAUGGAGGGACUGUAAAGUUUUAACACUUACUAAGAAUAUGAGAUUGCAAACACAAGUGAAUGAAAGUACUACAAUGUCUACCUCUGACUUUAGUAAGUGGGUACUUGAUAUUGGAAAUGGAGAUAACAUGUGUAAGAAAAAUGCAUUUCAUGAUCAGGAUUUUUUAGUUGAGAUACCAGAUAAUUUUAUAAUUCAUGCGAAUGGUAAUCCGAUUGAUGCGGUUAUAUCGUCUACAUAUCCUAGAUUGAUGCAGAAUUACUCAAAUGAAGAGUAUUUAGAGGAAAGAGCUAUACUAACAGCAAGGAAUGAAGUUGUUGACAUAAUUAACAAUGAAAUUCUAGACAUCGUUCCAGGGGACUAUACCUCUAUAAAAGAUUUGGACCUUACUACUAAAGAUCAAGUAAUCAAGGCGAGGGUUACCAGGUUGUGGGAGAACAUCAAUCCAAUAUCUAAACAAGUAUAUGGAUUACAACUAAUAUUGAUAGAUGAAAAUGAUAAUGAUGUUCAAGGAAACAUAAAAGCAACUGAGAUAUCUAGGUUCAGACCAAUGAUAGAAGAAGGGAGGAUUCAUAUUCUUUCUAAGUUCAAAGUGAUAACUGCGGGCGAGGAAUGUACAGUGACAUUAUGGAACAAAAUUGCAUUGGAUUUAGAAGAUCAAACUCAACAGUAUGACCCAAAUAAUAUGGUUAUGAUAAUCACUGGAAUAUUUGUAACAAAUUUUCGAGGAAAUAAUACAGUUUCUUCUAGCAGCGCGUCGAGAGUAUAUAUCAACAUUGAUGAUCCAAAGGUGAAGGAUUUAUCUCAGAGGUAUGAAUAA
Messenger RNA from Asparagus officinalis (garden asparagus), 3948 nucleotides. RefSeq lists its product as uncharacterized. Bases 1 to 3948 code for a protein of 1315 amino acids. Lineage: Eukaryota; Viridiplantae; Streptophyta; Magnoliopsida; Asparagales; Asparagaceae. Gene Ontology annotation, molecular function: DNA helicase activity. Gene Ontology annotation, biological process: DNA repair; telomere maintenance. The transcript has 9 exons. The record is from RefSeq and is a predicted model, not a curated record.